AUGGGUUCCAGGAUGCGAAGUUUGUCCGUGCCGCUGCUUCUCCUUGCGCUUUUCGUAGCGUCAGCCUCCGUCGCGCCUGCGUCUGGAAGGACCUUGUCUCCUCGUCGCAUCCUAGGCCUUUCGCUUCUCAGCUUCCCCAAGUCCUCGACCACUGCUCUACUAGCCACUCCCGGAGGCACUGGCGGAGACACUGGCGGCGAUACCGGCAGUGGCGGCGACAUUGGGGGAGGCGGCGAUGCGGGGGGAGGCGGAGAACCUGGCGGUCCUGGCGGAGACGUCGGCGGCGAGCAGGGCGGUCCUAAGGGUCCCCCUGGUGGCGACAAUGGGGAUACCGCCAGUGGCGGAGAUACCGGCAGUGGCGGCGACGUUGGGGGAGGCGAGGGUGGCCCGCCACUGAUCGGCGCUGGCGGAAAGGGCGGGAAGGGCGGAAAGGGAGGGAAGGGUGGGAAGGGCGGAAAAGGCGGAAAGGGAGGGAAAGGGGGCAAGGGGGGAAAGGGGGGGAAACCUGGUAACCAGCAGGGGGGACCUGGCGGAGAUCAGAGGGGUUCUGACGGAGAGCAAGGGGGGGCUGGUGGGGAGCAGGGGGGAUCCGGCGGGGAGCAGGGGGGAUCUGGUGGAGAGCAGGGCGGGGCUGGCGGGGAGCAGGGGGGAGCAGAGGGGCAGGAUCAGGGCCAGACCGCAGGCACAACGAGCACAGGGAAGGGUGGAAAGGCUGGAAAGGGUGGAAAGGGUGGGAAAGGAGGGAAGGGAGGCAAGGGUGGAAAGGGUGGCAAAGGUGGAAAGAAAUAA
Closterium sp. NIES-65 is the source of this 789-nucleotide messenger RNA. Lineage: Eukaryota; Viridiplantae; Streptophyta; Zygnematophyceae; Desmidiales; Closteriaceae. The record is from the annotation of a GenBank genome assembly.